Zonotrichia leucophrys gambelii is the source of this 1969-nucleotide messenger RNA. It is a transcript of the gene KHDRBS3, whose product is annotated as KH RNA binding domain containing, signal transduction associated 3. NCBI's taxonomy places the organism in Eukaryota, Metazoa, Chordata, Aves, Passeriformes, Passerellidae. Gene Ontology annotation, cellular component: nucleus. The transcript is spliced from 9 exons. Gene Ontology annotation, biological process: regulation of alternative mRNA splicing, via spliceosome. Bases 413 to 1450 code for a protein of 345 amino acids. Gene Ontology annotation, molecular function: mRNA binding. The record is from RefSeq and is a predicted model, not a curated record.
UGGGCGCAGUGUCGCCGGCGGUGCUGUGUUUGGUGUUGGUCUGUGCUCAGCGCCUACCGCCCCCUGUCUCUUUUAUUGUGCGCGGCUCUCGUCUUGCCUGGGUCAGCGGCUCCCGGGGCGCGCCUCUUUCCCUUCUUUUCCCUUGUGCGCUUCCUCAGAGCGAUUUGUCCGCUCCCCUUGUCCGCUGAGGGGGGGCGUCCCCCCAGCCCGCGCCCCUUUUCUCCCCCCUCCUGGCCGGGGGCUUGCGGCGCUUCCUUCUGGAUGCGUCCCCGCAGCCCCGGGCGGGAGGCGGCCAGGGGGAAGCGCUGCCUCCGAGGAUUUACCGCUGCCUGGGACUCGGACCCGCUCCUUCCCCGCGGGCGCACCCGGCGCCCCGGCUCCGCUGCCGCUCCGGGCCGCCGCCGCUGCUGCCAUGGACGAGAAGUACCUGCCCGAGCUGAUGGCGGAGAAGGACUCGCUGGACCCGUCCUUCACCCACGCCUUGCGGCUGGUCAACCAAGAAAUUGAAAAAUUCCAAAAAGGGGAAGGAAAGGAAGAAGAAAAGUAUAUUGAUGUAGUCAUCAAUAAGAAUAUGAAGUUGGGACAAAAAGUUCUGAUUCCAGUAAAACAAUUCCCUAAGUUCAACUUUGUGGGAAAACUUUUGGGUCCACGUGGUAAUUCUCUAAAGCGUUUACAGGAAGAAACACUGACAAAAAUGUCUAUUUUGGGAAAAGGUUCCAUGAGGGACAAGACAAAGGAGGAAGAGUUGAGAAAAAGUGGAGAGGCAAAGUAUUUCCACCUAAAUGAUGACCUACAUGUUUUAAUUGAGGUAUUUGCUCCACCUGCAGAAGCAUAUGCCAGAAUGGGACAUGCAUUGGAAGAAAUCAAGAAGUUCCUCAUCCCUGACUACAAUGAUGAAAUCAGACAGGCACAGCUUCAAGAAUUGACAUAUUUAAAUGGUGGCUCAGAAACUGCAGAAGUUCCAGUUGUCCGUGGAAAAGCAUCGAUUCGAGCGAGAGGAGUGCCAGUUCCUGCUUUGUCCAGGGGCCGUGGGGGAGUGCCUCCGCCACCAGCAGGAGUGCCCAGAGGGGCACCAGCUCCCCGGGGAGUCCCUCCCAGCAGAGGACCAGUCAGUCGGAGCCGGGGACUUCUGGCACCCAGAGCACGAGGAGUUCCUCCCCCGGCAGGGUACCGGCCCCUGCCGCCGCCCCCGGCACAGGAGACCUACGGGGAAUAUGAGUAUGAUGAUGGCUAUGGAGCUGCUUAUGAUGAACAAAGCUAUGAUUCCUAUGAUAACAGCUAUAGCACUCAAGCACAAAGUGGAGCAGAUUACUACGACUAUGGCCACGGACUGAGUGAAGACACCUACGACUCCUAUGGGCAAGAAGAAUGGACCAACUCACGACACAAGACACCUUCUGCAAGGACAACAAAAGGAGUCUACAGAGACCAGCCAUAUGCCAGAUACUGAUUGUACUGUCUGAUGUUGUGAAAUAUCCAAUCUCCACCAGUCCUGUAUACUGUUCAAAGUAAUUUUUUCUAUGAACAAUCCCUUUUUAUUAACUCAAAGUGCAUAAAAUUCUGAAUGGAUGGACUGAACUUUAAACAUUUUGUUGAAAGAACAACCUGGACAGAAAGAUAUGUAAAACAAGGAACUUUGUUAUUUCCAAACUGUGUUUGAAAAAAUAGGUGAUCAAAAAAAAACCUUUGAUUAACUAGUGUUAAACAAAAAAUAGGUUUACUAAAUACGUUAGUCCAUUCUUUUUAACAUAAGUGUAACCUUUUAUUUUAAAGGUUUUCAACAAUUUAGUUUUUAGCUUUUAUUUUCAGCCAUUUGCUAGAUUUUCUCUUUGCAAACAUGCGUAAAAAGGGAAGCAAACUACAAAUGCGAAUAAUGUGGUAUUUUGUAACUCAAGUCUUGAAAUGUUCUGUAGUGUUAAGCAAAGUUUUACCCUUGCUUGAUACUAAAUAAACUUUUGAAAGAAAAUCA